CAGUUUUUGUAUAAAUUGCAGAGUGAAGCUGGUAAAAGGCAUCAAACAAUUUUCAGUCUUCGAGCUGUAAACAAAUCAACAAACUAAACAAAAUGUUAAAAUUCGCCGUUGUUAUCUUCGCCGUCAUCGCUUGCGCUGCUGCCAAGCCUGGAGUUCUUCUGAGCCAGCCAUUGGCUUAUGCUGCUCCAGCUGCAGUUGUUGCUGCUCCUGCUCCAUAUGUGACUGCCACCAGCAGCCAAGUGAUUGCCCGCAACUACAAUGGAAUCGCAGCUGCUCCAGUGAUUGCUCCAGUUGCUACUCCGUUGGCUGCUCCAAUUGCUGCUCCAGUCAUUGCCAAGUACGCUGCUGCUCCACUGGCUUAUAGCACUUCCUUGGCAUACAGUGCUCCUUUGAGCUAUGCUGCUUCUGCACCACUUUUGCUCUAAACAA
Molecule: messenger RNA, 429 nt
Organism: Drosophila albomicans
Lineage: Eukaryota; Metazoa; Arthropoda; Insecta; Diptera; Drosophilidae
Product: cuticle protein 70, isoforms A and B-like
Exons: 2
Coding region: 93-425 (110 amino acids)
Source: RefSeq, a predicted model, not a curated record